ACUUCUGUCAAUUAAUAAAUGGCUGAUGGAAGCUCGAUGAUUCAGUUCUAACGUUAAACAGAUUCGAAUCGAUUUUGCCAAAUUGGGUGCUCGAGAAUCCCACAAUAGCUCUAGCUUCUAGAUUAAUGCGCUGCUAGAUCUUUCUUUAGAGAUAACUCGGAGAGAUCGAUCGAUCUCCGUCAGACCGUUCUCCUCUACUCGUUCCCCUCGCGUGCGAUCGUAAACGCCCGACAGGGAAAAGUCUUUCUACUUUUCCGUUUGCGUCAUCGGCGCAUACGAGUGUAAAUCCUGUGACGGUGUACGACCGAUCGAGCGUGUAACGCGUUUAACACUUGCACGGGUUUUUAUCAGCGAGAGAGGGCAUUGAACCCUCGAUUCAAGAAUCAGCCUUGCCCUUGCCCGUUCGAAAGAUGAAACAAGAUCUCAUUUUUUGUCCAAUUAACUUGUUCACUCGUUAUUUCGCUCGCUACUUCUAUCUAGGAGUCACGACAGGACGCGAUUUUAUUAUGGAAUCAAAUUUAUUACGCAGCCUGUGAAUCCAGUAGAUGAUUUUUAAAGAUCAAGGGUCACGAUAAAUGGGUCUCUCAAUUUUCAUUCACGCCAAUAUGGUUGGACUCCGGGAACGAUGUGCAAAAUGAAUUUUCUUGUUAGGAAGUCCUGGGAAAAUUGAAAACGUAUUGAUAAGGCGUGUGAAAGGACGAAAUGGAGGGCGGUCGGGCGAGAGGAGGACGGUGGAGGUUGGCCGGGUGAACCCAGGACCUUUUGAGCUGACUAGAUCAAUAGCAAGGAUUUCGCUGCGGCAACGCGCGUCAAACCGUUCCGUUAUCGUUUCAUAUCGCCACUGUCUCAAUUAGGAUUCUACUACUACCUAACGUGUAUAUCUGUAUAAAAAGAAACGUGAUAAAGAAUGAACCAUAUGUUCGCAGUAGUAUGGGAUAAACAGUAGCAAUACGGAUUCAUGGGACAGAUUUUGUAAACGGACAAUAAAUUCGGACAUAGUUAUUACGUAUACCACCGAUCGCGUCGGAGGCGAGAAAAGUAACGAUUCGUGGAAGAAGUUUAUUUGUCGAUGUCGUACGUCAUUCCGAAUCCGUUUUACCGUCUUUUGCUCUUUUUUCAAGCAGUCGAUUCACUCGGAAGCGAAACAAUCGAUGUUUUUAAUACUCUUUGGUUACGCGAUUGGAUUUUAUUGCCGGUCGUUUCGCACCGAAAUAAAAUCCUUCCUCUCCGAAUUUCGGUCCGCGCGCCGACGACUCAGUAUUUUUAUGCCGCUCGUGAUUCUUUACGUAAAUCGCGCACCCCUCGAUUCGCAGAAUUCCCAGUCCUAUAUUAUUUUUUUACUUCUUUCUUUCCUAACAUCUAUGUCGGCUCUCACCGGUUCGCCUGUGACAAGCUGUGCGGACGCGGUUAUAUUUAGAGUUUCUGUUUACCGGGUCUAUUUUAACGCUUGCCGGAGAUUAGUGAAGUAAUAUUUUGGUUUAUGUGUGUGUCCCUCCGUACAAUCGAGAGAAACGCCGAGUUCAAAGGGAAAAAGAGGGAGAACAGCAAUGAACGUCACGGGCGGAUUGAGGAUCAUCGUGAUCUUUGCUGUAGUGAUUGGAGCUCUGGCGGCUGCUGGCGUUCCUGAAACGUCAGAAUCUCCUUAUGACGACGCGGAACUGGUUCUCCCAUCCAUACCAGGCGCGGAAAACUUAGAGGAGAAGGCCAUGCCUUUGUCUAAAUUGAUUGCUCAACAUGAAGGUGUACAGAACUUGCUGGAGAAGAGUCAACUCGACUCUCAUCUUCCUGGAACAAAGAACCUGGCCGAGAAACGCCUCCCGGAAGCAUUGCUGCGAAUGUCCGAUGGUCAGCGCAGAAACCUUUAAGUCAGUUAAAAUACGUAAAAUUAUUUUAUUAAUGUCACUUAUAAGAAUAAAGUUAGGAAUAAUUACUGGUUUUAUAUAUUCGUUUAAAAGUAUGGUUUGAAAUACAUAAUAAAAUAGUAAUUGGAAAGUUAGUAGUAGAAGAGUAAUUGACGAUGAACGUAAUCAUUAAUCGAUUAGUUCUGAAGUACUCGAGAUAGAAGAAAAUUGUAUACGACCUUCUUUUACAGGUAAUAUCAUUACCUACAACUUUUAUUCAAAGAAUUUUUCAAAAUUCUGACUAAAUAAAAAUUUUAAUUUUUCUGACAAUUCGUUAAGGGGAUCCCCUUCAAAUCUUGUGAAAAAUUUUCGUUUUUCGCAAAUACCUGCUUACCUGUUGUUGCUAACGAGAAAUGUUUCCGAUAAAAAUUGUAGCUCUAAUCGUCAGCUACAAAUAAGAUCGUAUGCAAUUUUCCCGUAGGUCCAACGGUUUAUGAGUAUUUGAGGAAAAACGAAACUUUUUACCAAAAGUUCGCUAUUUCGACGGUGAGAAGAUCAGAUUUUGUCAUUAUCAAUAAAAUGCCAAUUAAACGUA
Ceratina calcarata is the source of this 2436-nucleotide messenger RNA. It is a transcript of the gene zuc, whose product is annotated as Mitochondrial cardiolipin hydrolase zuc. The record is from RefSeq and is a predicted model, not a curated record. Lineage: Eukaryota; Metazoa; Arthropoda; Insecta; Hymenoptera; Apidae. The transcript is spliced from 2 exons. Gene Ontology annotation, molecular function: RNA endonuclease activity producing 5'-phosphomonoesters, hydrolytic mechanism. Gene Ontology annotation, biological process: piRNA processing. Bases 1548 to 1865 code for a protein of 105 amino acids. Gene Ontology annotation, cellular component: mitochondrion.